UUCGUUUCUAAGUUAGAUUCACAAUUUGGCUCCAAAAUUACCAGCCCGUUUCGGAGUGUGCGGGUGGGACUGCUUCCUGCCCUGCGGUCUCUCUCUGACAUUCAGCGCAGAAACACGGAGAGAGAGAGAGGGAGUGGGAGGAAAUGAAAGGAGUGGGUGUGGUGGGAAGGAGGAGUAAGGGAGAGGAAAACACGCCGAGCGGCGGAUAUUAACAAAAAACAUUCGCGCGGUGGAAAGUAUCCCGCAGGAAGGACAGAGACAUGUCUCUGUGUCGGAGAGUCUGCAAUGUGUGGAUCCCAGUCAGAAGACAGGCUGGACUGGGCAGGAGGAGGGAGACCACGAAAAGUAGACAAGGACAGCUUUUCAGUUUAAGACAGUGUGGAAUGACCUUUUACAGCACCCUAGUAUCAUCUGAUGAGGCAACUGUGGAAUACAAGCAUGGAUUUCCAGUAAUCUCUGUCACACUUCCCUCUAGAAAUGAGCGCUGCCAGUUUCUGGUGAAGCCGCUUUUGAUGAAUGUUGGUGACCUUCUAAAGGACUUGAAAAAUGAAGAUCAAGGCAUCAGUAGGGCAGCAAUCUUUUCAGAAGAUGGCACUAGAGUUUCAGCUACAACACCGAUGACCAUUUUAUUAACAAAGAACUUUGAACUGGUUAUUAAUGAAAGAAAGUAUUUUAUAAAGCCCCCAUUGAGAGACUUUGUAAGCAGUGAGCAUUCGAUAGAAAUGGAUGAUGUAAAGAACUUGGUUCAUAAGCUUUAUACAGCUCUACAUUCGGAAUCUCACCAACUUCACAAAGAGGGGGAGCUACUUAGUAAACUGGAAAACUUAAAAGGAGAGCUAAAGAAUCUUGAACAGGUAAAGUCGCAGUUAGCUCUGAAGGCUGAAGCUAAAUCUAAUCGACUGAUGUGGGCAGGUUUGGCAUUUAUGUCAACUCAAGCUGGAGCACUGGCUUGGUUAACUUGGUGGGUCUACUCCUGGGAUAUAAUGGAGCCAGUUACUUACUUCAUCACGUAUGGAAGCUCUAUGGCCUUUUAUGCGUACUUCCUUCUCACACGCCAGGAUUGCGUUUAUCCUGAUAUAAAAGAUAGACAGUUCCUACACUACUUCCAUCGCGGUGCCAGAAGGAACAACUUUGACAUUCAGAAAUACAACAAAAUCAAGGAGGAGAUGGCUGAGGUGGAAAAAAACCUCCAGCGGCUGCGUGACCCUUUGCAACUGCAUCUUCCAAUUGAGCCACUAAACAAAAACUGAAACCAUAGCUGACGGGAACAAACUCUGGAGUCAUGCGUCAUAAUGACUUAACCAAUGCAACAUUUCAAUCUGAUCAGAAUUGUUCUCCUAUGUGUUUCUGUUCUCUUUUAAAAUGGGACUUAUUUCUGUAUAAUACCCUUUUUUGCAGUUUUGUGGCACUCUGAGAGUGAAUCAAUCUGGUUUAAACUCUGCUGUUGAUACAGACCACCUUCCUAUGCUAG
Messenger RNA from Chiloscyllium plagiosum (whitespotted bambooshark), 1471 nucleotides. RefSeq names its product calcium uniporter protein, mitochondrial-like. Gene Ontology annotation, cellular component: uniplex complex. The record is from RefSeq and is a predicted model, not a curated record. Lineage: Eukaryota; Metazoa; Chordata; Chondrichthyes; Orectolobiformes; Hemiscylliidae. Gene Ontology annotation, biological process: mitochondrial calcium ion homeostasis; calcium import into the mitochondrion. Gene Ontology annotation, molecular function: calcium channel inhibitor activity.